AUAUGAUCCUUUCCUGACCCUUGACAUUUGCAGGUACAGGAUGUAAACUGAUAUUUUGCAUCAUGAUCAUGGGGUGAUCCAUACACAUUUCCACUCUCUAAACAAGCAAUCUUCCCUCUAAUUCUUGAGGCAAUGCCCUCUUGACGGUUCAUAGUGAUGAACAAAGUUCGGAGACCACAGACAAGAUGAGGAAACGAGGUAUUUUUGCGGCUUUUAUGGUGGUGAGUUUCGUUGUGGGGUGGGGGGUGUUGACCCUGUACUCUCCCCACCAUGCAACGUACGCUAUCGGGCUGCAGAAGGCGGGGAGACAUCCCAGAUCACGCCUUAAGGGCAGGAGGGGACAUACAGGGAACAUCAAACUAGGUAAGGAACACCCUCACGUCAGGGAGAUCCUCUAUAACCGUCUCCCUAAGUGUGGCAGCACCAGUCUGAAGGCUCUGACCAGGAGACUCGCCAAGAAAAACCAGUUUUACUUCAAGGAGUCCAAAAUCUGGGACCAGUUCCAGCUGAACCAGACUGGAUUGAAAGCCUUUGCAGAAGACUUCUACACAGUUCCAUCACCUUUUAUCUAUGAAAGACAUGUCUACCUCGUUGAUUUUGAGCAACUUGGCCUGAAGAGCCCUAAGUACAUCAACCUGGUCCGUGACCCGCUGGAUAGACUAGUAUCAUCCUACCACUUCAUGCGCUACGGGCGCAAGGGUGGACCGAACCACAUCGUGACACAUUUGUUUAACAAGUACCACAACGAGACUGACAGGAAUCAGACCUUUGAUUCCUGUGUUUUGAACAAGUCGAAGGAGUGUUGGGGACAGAGGGUUAACCUGAUGACACGCUUCUUCUGUGGGCAGGACCCUGUGUGCAGAGAGCCAUCCAUUCAGGCACUGGAGAAGGCCAAGGAGAACAUCCGGAGACACUACCUGGUGGUGGGCCUGCUGGAGGACUUCAACAGUUUCCUGAAGGUGCUGAGCAGGAUCCUACCACAGUUCUACAGGGGGGUGACGGACUUGUGGAAAGAUCUGGCUCCAAGUGUGCAGGAAGCCCAGAAGACAGUGAAGAAACAGCCCCCCUCCCCCCUGGCUCAGAAGGUCAUGCGCCAGAGGAUGGACCUUGACUAUCAACUGUACUCGUUUAUUGAGGAUCGCUUUCGUAGGCAGAAACUUGAAUUAGGCAUUCAAUAGUCACUUCUGGUAUAGUGAAAUCUAAUAAGCAUGCAAGAAACAGUCAUAUAAAGCAGAAAUUAUACUUCAUAUAGGAUGAUAGUACUUCAAAAUUUGGAAAAGUAGAUUGAAGUUUUAAACUUAAUGAUAUCUAUCUGCAUUAUUGUGAUAUUGCCAACCAAUCAUUAAACAGCAUUAGGGGUUGCCUUAGUUCAGAUGUUAUCAGUCUGAGCCAAUCAGGGAUAAGUACAUGUAGGGCACCGUUGGGGUUACUUUGAGUCAACUGUCCCACGCACAUGUUACUUAACAGGCACACAGGGGUUACCUGGGGUGAGAUCUGUGUCAUGUGACACCACAAACCAAUCAGUAGACAAGGAAUCAAUGGCUACUAAGGGUCAGUCAUAAAAAAAGAAGAGAGUCCUGAUUGUUUUCUGUCCUUUGAGACAGAAGCACAUGCUCAGAAACUAGAAGAGAUUGUAGAAAGGUUAGUUAGGUAAGAGGCUCUGGGGACUCCCUAGGUAGGCUGGCAGAAUGCAGAAUGCAUGAAAUCAACAGGAGUGGGUGUACAUAUUUGUAUGCAUUGGGUUUGUAGUCUUGCUGUGAAGAGCUGAGAUUUUGCCAAAAUGUUUCACAGGAACAGCAACUGAUGGUACUGUAAAUCUUGACACAUUUGCAGUUGUUGUAUUUUUGCAGUUUUCCUGCUGACCUAUCCAGUGCAAAUCCAUAAUGCUGCAAACAUGUCUAUUUGUAUACCUACCAUACUGCAGAAUUGAUCAACAAUAAUUUUGAAACACUGAAAAAACAUCCCUUUCCCUUGUAGAACAAAAUAAAACCACUGCAAAAGUAAAUGAAAAAAAAAAUCACAAUAAUGCAUGACAUCAACAGGAGUGGGUGUAUAUUGUCAUGCCCAGCAUGCCUUUAGUUUGUAGUCCUUCUGUGCAGAGCUGAGAUUUUGCAUGUUUCACAGGACCCAAUAAAAGCACUUACAAGAUCAUGUAAGGGUACUGGUAACUUUGAUUUCAAAAGCCUCCCUGGCUCUUAUUAAAUGUAGUUCAAUGCUCUGUAUUGUGCCAUAGGAAAUUUAUAAAUAGUGGAUAUCAAGUGAAUUUUGCAUCAUCAGAUGGAUGUUAUUUCAUUUUUGAUUUUCAGAUUCUUUACUGGCUUCAAGGACUCUGAACCAUACAUAUGACUGUACUUAUGUACAGUAGGUAUAUUUUUAUUACAAGUGUUAUAGAGCUAAUGGCCAAAUAUGGUAAGGUUAGUGAAGGAGACACUAUACUGUGUAUUGAUGAUGCCUGGUUGGAGUAAGGAUGUCGCUUUAUUUCCUGAUAAUGCUCUGUCCUUUUAUUUCCUGAUGCAGGUGACAGCAAUAUGUUUCAUAUAUGCUUUAAGUCAACUAUUAGGGAACAUGUCAUUUUAUCCUUUCUUAGAGGGAAAUUUAA
Molecule: messenger RNA, 2599 nt
Organism: Branchiostoma floridae (Florida lancelet)
Lineage: Eukaryota; Metazoa; Chordata; Leptocardii; Amphioxiformes; Branchiostomatidae
Product: uronyl 2-sulfotransferase-like
Exons: 7
Coding region: 186-1178 (330 amino acids)
Cellular component (GO): membrane
Molecular function (GO): sulfotransferase activity
Source: RefSeq, a predicted model, not a curated record